AUGGUCCUGCGACCUCCAUCGGGAGAACGAGUGCGAGCCACCAUCAUCGACUUCGGUUUCGCUCGCUUCGAGAGGAAGAAUUUCCAGAAGUUCACACAGGCGGACCUAGAGAAGUACGGGGAAAAGAUCGUCGGGAAGCUGUCAGGGGCAGGAUUGGGCUCGACCUUCGCCGUGAAGCCUCGACUCUUCGUGACAGAAAGCCGGCAGGCAAGAGGGUCCUCUCCAACGAAGCUGAGGACGACCUCAACUGCGAGGACGGAGAAUCUGACGAGGACGAAGGGGAAGAGGAGAGCCAGGGCAGCAAUGGCCGAGCUGGUCCGCCGACAACUUAAGCCCAUCCUCCUGGCAGCUGGACCUGACUCGCUCUCCCUCGAGGGACGGGUCGGAGGUGAUCCUUCAGCAGAACCCCACCUGCUUCCUGCUCCUCCUGAAGGUCGAGGCGCCGGCUCCUUCCAGCGUCUGAAGCAGCCAUCGCCGACCCUGGCAAUCAGUGUUGCCAAAGUCGUUGACGAAAUGAGCUUCUGGGUUCCUUGGGUGGAUGAAGUCAACAGAGAUCCACAUGAUUAUUGUGUUAGUACUGAUGGGUAUUACUACGUUAUGGUGAAUAAGAGGGGGCGUAAUCUUGUACUGGGACAAAAGUUAUUGUACAUCAUGCUCCCAAAUACUAAAUCUACGAUCAAUAAAAAUAAUAUACAGUACAAUACCUGUCUAAUUCUACAUUCCAGUAGAUUCUCAGGUAAAAUUCUACAUUCCAGUAGAUUCUCAGAUUACAAUAUGAUAACAAAUUCAUCGUUCGCUAACUAUCUAGCAACUUCCGCUCGUUUUCAGCACGCCGAACAAAAGUCGGAAACUUCAACCCUCGUCAGUUAUCGAAAGUUGCUGGAGGUAGAUGGUCAUGUUCCUCUAAGGGGAUGUGAAAUGCCUAAAAGAAUAAGAAUAACACUUGCGGCUGAGAUGAAGAAAAUACAAGACGUUCUCGUAUACAAACGGAAAGUCGAGAAAUAUACGGCUGUGAAGUCAUCCACGGGCGUACGGACUUCGCGGUGUAUGUGUGGAGAAAAGUACAAGAGGAUGGUUAAACGUUUAAGAAAGAAACGGGUUAUGUUUCUAGACAAGUGGGUGGUAAUGCCUGUGCUUAGUGAAGAAACAGCUGUUGAUGUUUUUUGCAGCGGUGAGGAUAACAGAGGCGGUGGGGAUAUGGCUACCCAAGCUGCUGAUACGGUUCAUCGGGCCACAAGGAAAGAACAAGAGACAGACGAACUCAUCAGAGAGAAAACUCAGGCAUCGAAAAAGGACAGUUCUCAACGCAGCCGCCCGGCAAAGAGAAAACAAAAGGGUAAUGGAACCAGCUGUGAGAAAAACGACAUAGGCCUCGAGAAGUUGACGCUUGUUGAAGUAAACAAAGAGGCGAGUAAACAGCUGCCCUCGUCUAUGGCUACCUCGGCUGCUCGGGAUCGGAAGAAGGGGAAACGAACAUACAAGAAGAAAGGCGAAGAUGGGAAGAUUCAAGAGAAGAAGGUCGAGAUCACGGAAGUGGUGACGAGGAAGAGGUUCAAGAAAGGAGGAAAAGGGGAAGUGGCGCUGUCGAGGUACCUAUACCAGUUGCUACAAAGUGGCUGCAUUUGCCCCCAAGUGGACCUCAUUGUACGGCUUAUUACUGGCAGGGAAGACGACACACUCCGCCUGGUGGUGAGUGACGAGCGGCUGUCGGUGCUCCCAGGGGCGUGGGAGAACCUGACGGAGCAGGGACACAGCCUUCCGGAGGUCGUCCAGGUCGUGACGAUGCGAGCCACUGUCCCUCAGAUCCGCAGUUCGUCUCUGCUCCUGCUGGAGAAGAUCUUGAGGUUGGAAGCGUUGAGCGAGAAGAGGGUGUACGUGGUCGUCUCGGCCGGGUGUUACGACUGGUCGCUGUCUGCCAGGACGUGCGAGGACGAGGCGAAGGUCGUCGAGGAUCUGGUGCUGUUUAAGUCCGAGCUGGAGCGUCUGGGGAGGGAGUCGUUGCCUCGUCGAGAAGUGGUCGUCGUGUUGUGUCCUCUUGUGGAAGCGGCGGUGGGGAAAGGGCGAGACGAAGGGGAAGAAGAGAAGAAAGGAGAGAAAAUAAAGAAUCAGAGAAAGAUAAGAGAACGAAGAUCAAAUGACAAGAAAGAAGAGGAAGGAAGAUGCCCAGAAGGAGAGGAGAAAGGACGAAUUGAAGAUAAACGAAAACCUGGCGCAGAAGAAAGCAUGAAACGGAAAAAUAUAAAAAUGGAAAGAGAAGAGAAGGAAGCGAGAAUGGAUGGAAGAACCUCACCUGCCCUAAAGAGAAUCAACAGAAAACUGAGAAAGGAAAACGCAAGUCUCGAAGUCCCGAUCUCGACGUCCUCCUCUCGCCCUUGGAAGCACACGAUGAGGGACCUUAGACACGCCCUCUGUGGACUCGAUCGACCCGAACUGCAGGAAGAUAGCAGCAGGAAUGUCUGUAGGAUUCUGAAUGGCAUUUUCGACGCAUUGGCGGCUUCAAGUGGAACGGUGAAGGAGGCUAGCAUAGUGGAGCCUUGAA
This is a messenger RNA of Penaeus vannamei (Pacific white shrimp), 2539 nucleotides long. RefSeq lists its product as uncharacterized. NCBI's taxonomy places the organism in Eukaryota, Metazoa, Arthropoda, Malacostraca, Decapoda, Penaeidae. The record is from RefSeq and is a predicted model, not a curated record.